AUGAAAAGGAAGACAAGAAAAAAUGAGAACAAAAGUGAAGAGGCAUCAGAUAAAGAAAAACCAUAUGUGCCUCCAGCUCCAUAUAAACCACCAAUCCCAUAUCCUCAAAGACUCGUUAAGACUAAAAACGAAGGACAAUUCAAGAAAUUCGUAGAACUUCUGAAACAACUAAAUGUUACUAUACCUUUCACAGAAGCUAUUACUCAAAUGCCCUCAUAUGCCAAAUUCCUUAAAGAAAUCCUAUCCAAUAAGAAAAAGAUUGUAGAAAACAAAAUUGUUACGUUAACCGCUGAGUGUAGUGCCAUGAUUCAAAAUAAGAUGUCUCCUAAACUGAAAGACCCUGGUAGUUUCUCUAUACCAUGUGUGAUUGGAAAAUUUGUCAUAGAUAAAGACCUAUGUGAUCUAGGAUCAAGUGUUAGUUUAAUGCCUUUAUCCAUUUGCGAAAAGCUCAAAUUAGGUGAAUUAAGACCAACCAAGAUGUCUUUACAACUAGUUGACCGAUCAGUUAAGUUUCCUGUGGUAUGCUUGAAAAUGUUCCCGUCCGUAUAG
Molecule: messenger RNA, 549 nt
Organism: Vicia villosa (hairy vetch)
Lineage: Eukaryota; Viridiplantae; Streptophyta; Magnoliopsida; Fabales; Fabaceae
Exons: 1
Coding region: 1-549 (182 amino acids)
Source: RefSeq, a predicted model, not a curated record